AUGUCACAUGAGUCACAUUAUCAUUUGGAGAUGGCAACGACCAAUGGAGAAGUGCAAGAAAUUCGAGAGGAAGAAGAUCCAGAAAUCAGUGAAAUGCACAUAGAAAAUGCUCCAGAAAUGUCGGAUGAAUCGGGUGAUUCGGGAAGAACAAGAACAGAAAGUGCUACCAGCGUUAGUUCAGAAUCAUGGCAGAAUAAUGACGAAAUGAUGGGGAAUUUGCGUCGAGCACAAGGACUUCUUGACCAAGGAGCCACUCCACUUCAAAUUAUUCGCCAAAUUUUCCCAGAUUUUGAUGUUUCUCGAGUUGCGAUGAUGUCGGAAAAUGCUCACUUUGCACUUCUCAGUGAUCUCCUCGAACGAGCACCAAUUCGGCAGAAGCUUCCCGAAUUCAACUCGCUCGCCGAUGCAGUCGAAUUGUUCAAAACUAGAAAGAAUAUCUUAAUUUUGACUGGAGCUGGAGUGUCAGUUUCGUGUGGAAUUCCAGAUUUCCGUAGUAAAGAUGGAAUUUAUGCACGUCUUCGAGGCGAAUUCCCCAAUCUUCCUGAUCCGACCGCAAUGUUUGAUAUUCGGUAUUUCCGAAAUAAUCCGGCUCCGUUUUAUAAUUUUGCUAGGGAAAUUUUCCCCGGUCAAUUCACACCAUCAGUAUCUCAUCGAUUCAUCAAAGAACUCGAAUCAGCUGGACGUCUUCUGCGAAACUACACUCAAAACAUUGACACAUUGGAACAUCAAACUGGGAUCAAGCGAGUCGUCGAGUGUCAUGGCUCUUUCUCAAAGAAUACGUGUACAGAAUGUGGAGAUCAAACGGAUGGAAUGGUUAUUCGGGAGGAUGUUCUCGCAAUGAGAGUGGCUCGUUGUAAAAAGUGUGACGGUGUCAUCAAACCGAAUAUCGUUUUCUUCGGAGAAGAUUUAGGGAAAGAUUUCCAUCGUUGUGUGACUGAAGACAAAAAUAAGGUGGAUCUGAUUGUGGUGAUUGGAUCCUCGUUGAAAGUUCGUCCAGUCGCUUUGAUCCCUCAUUGUGUUGGAAAAGACGUCCCACAGAUUCUGAUCAAUCGAGAAAGUCUCCCACAUUACAAUGCAGAUAUCGAGCUUCUCGGAAAUUGUGAUGAUAUUAUUCGAGAUAUCUGUUUCAGUCUCGGUGGAUCGUUUGCUGAGAUGAUCGCUUCUUAUGAUACGAUUAUGGAGGAAAAGAGGCAAAAAGAGCCCGUGAAGGAGCAUCAUCCGGUUGUAUCUCGUAACAAGCGUCAGCUGAUUUCUCAACAGGAAUUCCUGAAUAUUUGUCUCAGGGAAAAGAAUGGAACUUCAGAAUCCGACGACGAGCCAAACCUGAAAAGACCUAGAAUGUCAACAUCAGACAAUAUGGAUACAGAGAAGGAUGCGUUUCAUGAUAUUCAGAAGCACAAGUCAGAAGACGAUGAAGACACGAUGAAUUCAGAUGAUGUAUUGAAAAAUAUCAAACAUCCUCGUCUUCUGAAUAUUACUGAUAUGUUGAACGAUAAUAAAUGUGUAGCGAUCUCCACAUAUCAAACAGUUUUUCCUGGUGCUGAGUGCUCUUUCGAUCUGGAAACGCAGAAAUUGGUUCGCGAGGUGAAUCACUACGCGCGUAGUGGAUGCUCCACUUCUGAAUCUUCCUCAUCAGAUACUUUAUCCCAGUCGAAUGCUAUUUCCAGAGCACAAUCAAUGGAUGAUUUCGUUUUGUUAGAGGAGCGCCAAAAGCUCAGUUCCGAACAACGGUCCGAUUCAUGUGAUGACAAUUUGCAAUACGAGUUAUCCGAUCCAAUCAAUCCAGAAACUUUCUCAUCGCUUUGUGAACAAAUGCGUAUUCAAUAA
Molecule: messenger RNA, 1827 nt
Organism: Caenorhabditis remanei
Lineage: Eukaryota; Metazoa; Nematoda; Chromadorea; Rhabditida; Rhabditidae
Exons: 7
Coding region: 1-1827 (608 amino acids)
Molecular function (GO): NAD+ binding
Source: RefSeq, a predicted model, not a curated record